AUGCCGCGUCAUAUGUCGCCGUUGGACAAUGAUUCCUCGAUUAACCACGUGACGCACCUUUCCGGUAUGACUUUGGCAGACUUCACCACUCAAGAGCCCCAACUCCAUCUUGUAGAAGCCAGUUCGUCCUCUUCAAAGCAGCCGUUACAAUCACCGUCUACCAUGAAUCUCACCUCCAAGCGUUCCUCACGGGUAUCAGCAUCGACUACGAAGUCUCAACUGCGACAGACGAACUCCAUACUUGUCGGUAUGUUACAAGAUAUUCAGAACGAACUUGUAACCCAUCGAGCGAUUCUCUUGAAUAUUCAAAAUCGGGUAUCAACCCUUGAGGACGAAUCGAUUGCAAGCGCCAACAAAGACGGUCCACAGACCACACUUCGCGCACCCGAAGGCCACGACGCCCCGUCGAAACACAACAGCAAACUACUAGCACCUGAAGCAUCGCAUUGGUGGCAAGCGUGUAAGAACUUUGCAAGCAAUGCAGAGCCACCGAUUAGUGCUCGGGAGUUCCUCAAGACACCACAACGCUUGUCAAGCUUCGACCUCACGUGGGAUGCGCCCAAUAACCCUCCGCUUGCACCACCCGAUAUCGACGACAUACCACCUCUGAGUCCCGCUUCGGAUAAAAGUGACGAUAGUGAGCUUGUGAGUCCGAUCGGGCAGAAUGUGUUCUUGGGCGAGCUUAGUGCUUUGGGGCCAAACAUUGCAGGACCAAGCGGCGAAGUGGACGUCAACAUCAUAGAACGUACCGUCGAGUCUGACAUGAAGAAAUUUCCGGCUCCGCCUGCUUUGCAGCCUGCGCCAGGUGCAAAAUCCGCAGUGGUGGAGAACGAAGACUUGGUAGCCGCUAUUGAGCCGAAGCUUGUCGGCAACUCACAACAAUACUUUAAGGGAUUGAAAAGCUUGGCUACUUACAGAGCCUUGCUGAAGCACAAACCCUCCGAGAAGGAGCACCACGUCCUCAUCCACUUCCACCGGAGGAAAGACGUAGACCACCUCAGAGCUGCGUAA
This is a messenger RNA of Didymosphaeria variabile, 1011 nucleotides long. RefSeq lists its product as uncharacterized. NCBI's taxonomy places the organism in Eukaryota, Fungi, Ascomycota, Dothideomycetes, Pleosporales, Didymosphaeriaceae. The transcript has 2 exons. The record is from RefSeq and is a predicted model, not a curated record. The coding region runs from base 1 to 1011 and encodes 336 amino acids.